GGGAGACGAGGUUCUGCGGGAAGAGAGGUGCAGAGCAAUCUGGGAAGUGUAGUUCAGGUGGCUUAGCAUGGUGGGAACCGACGUUCGGGGAAGGAGCACAGCUUGAAAAAAGAUUGCAUCUGCGCCUUUUAACUCUGUUGCUGGAGCACAGGAGGAGUUUGCUUAACAAAUGACUCUUCUGUUUAGAACUUAGAUCCUGAAGACAAUCCUGUGAAUUGCAGCUCAUCGUUCACUGGCUGUAGCUCUUGGUAUUGAUUUCAGGAUGCUGCGACGAAAACCAACACGUCUAGAGCUAAAGCUUGAUGAUAUUGAGGAGUUCGAGAGCAUCCGAAAGGACCUAGAGACCCGUAAGAAACAGAAGGAAGAUGUGGACAUUGUAGGAGGCAGUGAUGGAGAAGGAGCCAUUGGGCUCAGUGGUGACCCCAAGAGCCGGGAACAAAUGAUUAAUGAUCGAAUUGGUUACAAACCCCAACCCAAGCCCAACAAUCGCUCAUCUCAGUUUGGAAGUUUUGAAUUUUAGUGACAGAGUUUUUUGCAUGCCACAGUCCUGGCAUGGAAUAAAAUGAUGGCAGAUGUACAAAUCAGAUAUAGAGAAUUGAGUGGUUGCAGUCAAGCAGAAUGUUUUACCUCCUGCAGAAAGAAGUAACUUGUGUAUGAAAUUACUGAUCUUCAACUCUCAUGCUAAGCUGGAAUCCAAAUUGUGGUUUGUCUCUGGAAAAUUUGACUGUGUAAAGCUUAUCUGAUUUUCAUUUUUAAAAAUAAAUAUAUUUUUGGAAAAA
Molecule: messenger RNA, 779 nt
Organism: Castor canadensis (American beaver)
Lineage: Eukaryota; Metazoa; Chordata; Mammalia; Rodentia; Castoridae
Gene: Cdc26
Product: cell division cycle 26
Biological process (GO): protein K11-linked ubiquitination; regulation of mitotic cell cycle; anaphase-promoting complex-dependent catabolic process
Cellular component (GO): anaphase-promoting complex
Source: RefSeq, a predicted model, not a curated record